Trichechus manatus latirostris (Florida manatee) is the source of this 1500-nucleotide messenger RNA. RefSeq names its product eukaryotic translation elongation factor 1 alpha 2 (gene EEF1A2). Lineage: Eukaryota; Metazoa; Chordata; Mammalia; Sirenia; Trichechidae. The coding region runs from base 109 to 1500 and encodes 463 amino acids. Gene Ontology annotation, molecular function: GTP binding; GTPase activity; translation elongation factor activity. Gene Ontology annotation, biological process: translational elongation; translation. The transcript is spliced from 8 exons. The record is from RefSeq and is a predicted model, not a curated record.
CCCUCUGGCUGAGACCGCGGCUCCGGCCCCAUAGAAGCACCACUCCGCAGUCACCCCUCACCCCGAGUCAGGCCCCAGGUGGUGCCAGCCCCCCACACCCCGGGCAGAAUGGGCAAGGAGAAGACCCACAUCAACAUCGUGGUCAUCGGCCACGUGGACUCGGGCAAGUCCACCACAACUGGCCACCUCAUCUACAAAUGCGGGGGCAUUGACAAGAGGACCAUUGAGAAGUUUGAGAAGGAGGCAGCCGAGAUGGGGAAGGGUUCCUUCAAGUACGCCUGGGUGCUAGACAAGCUGAAGGCAGAGCGUGAGCGCGGCAUCACCAUCGACAUCUCCCUGUGGAAGUUCGAGACCACCAAGUACUACAUCACCAUCAUCGACGCCCCGGGCCACCGCGACUUCAUCAAGAACAUGAUCACUGGCACAUCCCAGGCUGACUGCGCAGUGCUGAUCGUGGCUGCGGGCGUGGGAGAGUUUGAGGCUGGCAUCUCCAAGAACGGGCAGACGCGGGAGCACGCCCUGCUGGCUUACACCCUGGGCGUGAAGCAGCUCAUCGUGGGCAUCAACAAGAUGGACUCCACGGAGCCGCCCUACAGCGAGAAGCGCUAUGACGAGAUUGUCAAGGAGGUCAGCGCCUACAUCAAGAAGAUCGGCUACAACCCAGGCACCGUCCCCUUUGUGCCCAUCUCUGGCUGGCACGGUGACAACAUGCUGGAGCCCUCCCCCAACAUGCCGUGGUUCAAGGGCUGGAAAGUGGAGCGCAAGGAGGGCAACGCCAGUGGUGUGUCCCUGCUGGAGGCCCUGGACACCAUCCUGCCCCCCACGCGCCCCACCGACAAGCCCCUGCGCCUGCCGCUGCAGGAUGUGUACAAGAUUGGAGGUAUUGGCACGGUGCCUGUGGGCCGUGUGGAGACAGGCAUCCUGCGCCCUGGCAUGGUGGUGACCUUCGCGCCCGUAAACAUCACCACGGAGGUGAAGUCGGUGGAGAUGCACCACGAGGCACUGAGCGAGGCCCUGCCCGGCGACAACGUCGGCUUCAACGUGAAGAACGUGUCCGUCAAGGACAUCCGCCGGGGCAACGUGUGUGGGGACAGCAAGUCGGACCCACCACAGGAGGCCGCCCAGUUCACCUCCCAGGUCAUCAUCCUGAACCACCCUGGGCAGAUUAGUGCUGGCUACUCACCGGUCAUUGACUGCCACACGGCCCACAUCGCCUGCAAGUUUGCGGAGCUGAAGGAAAAGAUUGACCGGCGCUCUGGCAAGAAGCUGGAGGACAACCCCAAGUCCCUGAAGUCCGGCGAUGCGGCCAUUGUGGAGAUGGUCCCGGGAAAGCCUAUGUGUGUGGAGAGCUUCUCCCAGUACCCGCCUCUCGGCCGCUUCGCCGUGCGCGACAUGCGGCAGACGGUGGCCGUGGGCGUCAUCAAGAACGUGGAGAAGAAGAGCGGCGGGGCCGGCAAGGUCACCAAGUCGGCGCAGAAGGCACAGAAAGCGGGCAAGUGA